UCCACUACAUCAUUUCUUAGAGCACAAUAAUGUUUCAUCACAUUUAUAUAUAAUAACUUUUUCAGUCAUCCCCCAAUUUAUGGACACUCCCUCAGAUUUCCAUUCUUUGCUAACUCAGCAAUAUCUAUAAAUAUUUUUAUAUAUAUCCUUAGAGUAUAUUUUACUUAGGAAUAAUCUUUUCUUUAAUAUACCUUUUCUCUAAUUUCCUCUCUCACUUUUUCUUUCUCUCCUAUUUCUCUGUUGAGGGAAAUGCAUUUUGGUAUUCAACUGUGUGUGUUUGUGUCUGUGAGUGUAUGUGUAUGCAUGUAUGUAUUCUUCCUUCUUUUGAUCAGUUUAGGUGAAUGAAGUUAAAAUGUCAUUUGUUCCCUCAAACUUCUCUUUGUUUUCAUAAAUGUCUACUUGUACACCCUGAUCAUAUAAGCUAAUUUUACUUAACCUUCUUUUCCCUCUUGUCCUCAGUAUAAUCUUCUUUCCUUCUCUCUCCAUUCUUUUCUUACAGUCAUCAAGCUACAACAGAACCACUCACAGACCUUGUUUAAUUAAAUUCUCCCUAUGGAUCCUGAUGAUAGUAGGGUUCAGAGGGGACAUAUGUAUCACUUCUCCACAUUUGAAUGCAUGCAGUUUAUCCUUGUUUAGUCUCUAAAUAUUGUUUAUUCAUGUUUACCUUUUUAUAUUUAUCUUAAUUCCUAUGUUGGAAUUUCAAAGUUUCUAUGCGACUGAGAUCUUUUUAUGAAGAAUGAUUGGAAUACUCUUUCAUUUCCUUUUUUCCCCUCUCUUUGUAACAUUGUUGCCUCAUGAAAUAUCAUAUUUUAAAUUCUCCAUUCCUUUAGAGUGGUGGUUGCAAAAUCAUGUGAGAGCCUGAUUAUGCCUCCUUGGUACUUGAAUUCUUCUUCUUCUUUUUUUUUCUGGAUGCUUGUUAUAUAAUUUUUAUUGUUCUGGAAACUCUGGAUUUUAGGUAUGAUGUUCCUGGGACUUCUUUCAAGAAAGUGAUUGUGGAUUCCUUCAAUUGCCCAUUUGGCCUCUAGUUCUAAGAGAUUUGUGCAGUUUUCUUGAGAUAUGAUGAUGAUGUCUAAGGUCAUUUUUUUUUUUAAAUUUGGUCACAGCAUUCAGAUAGUCCAAUGAUUCUUGAUUUCUUUUUUCUCCUUGAUCUUUCUUCCAGGCCAAUUGUUUUUGCUAUUAAAUUUUCUUCUGUUUUCAGUCUUUUAAUUUUGUUAUAUAAUAUUUUGACUUCUAUUUGGUCCAUUCUAAUUUUCAGGAGUUUGUUGCUUAGUCAAAAUUUUUUUGCCUCUUAUGCUAAGCUUUAAUUUUUCUUUUCUAAUUCUUUCUGCUUUAGUUUUCUACCCCCAUCCCACCCCAUUUUUCCUCAAGCAUUCUCAUGACAAAGAUAUUUUAUAACUUUUUAAAAACAUUUGUUUAAUUUCUUCCAGGGAUUCUUCCUGUUUACAUCCAAAAUGUAUUUUUAUUUUUCUUGGAGGGUUUGCUUGUACAUGUUUUGGAGUUAUUCUCUUCUGCUACAUUAAUGUUUGAGUUUCUUUGCUACCACAGUGUCUCUUUCUGGUGGGAUUCCUUUUUUGCUUGCUUGCUUAUUCUUCCAGCUCACUUUUUAACUUCAGACCUGAUGUUAAGCCCAGCCUCUGUUCACUUCUAGGGGAAGGUUUUGAUUAUUGAAAGGGAGGAAAAGGCAGGGGGAAUGGAGUGUUGGGCACCUCAUGUGUAUAUGUGAUUGAAUGAAGGGAGGAAAGGAAUAGAAAGGGGAGUAAGUGGUUCCAGAGAUUGAUUUGAUCACUUUCACAAGCUUUCUCUCUGACUUAAUCAUCAUUUCAUUUUCUAAAAUUAUUUCUUAGUAGGAAAAAAAUUAUAUAAUGGACUAAUGACCAGGACUCUGAAACCCUAAUUUCCAGUUUCAGCUCUAAACUGGGGCCAUCUGGAGACUUGGAUUCAAAAUUCAAGUGUUGUCAUUUACCAACUGGUUCUGUUACUGUGAGCAAGUUACUUAAUCUCUCUCUGAGUUUCAAUUUCCUUAUCUUUAAUAGAUGGGGUUGAACUAGAUAAUCUAAUGUAGAGUUCCUUCCAGUUCUUUAUUCUAUGUUCUUAUCAUUUAAUUGCUAUGUGCUUUGGGAAAGUUUCCACUUUCUCAUCUGUAAAAUGAGGAUAGUAUUACUUCUAUUAGCUAGUUUUCAGGAUUUAAUUGAUUUCACUAAGGAUUAAAUGAGAUCACAAUAUAUAAAGCAUUUAAAAGGUUUAUAUAUGCAUCCGGUCAUAUUUUUUCAUUUGUAACACCAGGGGUACUGCUUGUCAGAUUUUGUUCAAUAAAGAGGAUAAGGUUCUGGUAAUCUCAUGCUUGUACAAGUUAUGCACUUCACCCAACCCCAGAGGUUACAGUAGAGUAGUCACUAAGCUCUCUGUUGGUCUCAAAUAGAUGGCUACCUUAGUCCUCUAGUCCUGCCCAUUUUGUGGGUUGUGGCACUCUUUGUUGUUGGAAGUAUGGAGUGUGCCCAUUUAUAUAAUUAGAUUCUGUCCCUGCCCUAACCUACUAGGGGACUCUAGUCCUUCAUUCUGUUUUUCAAUAGAAAUUGUUCAACACAGUUUAAGCUUAUGUAGUUCUUUAUCUGUUAGCACAGAAGCAAAAGGAAUAUAAUUAACUGCAUUAAAAUCACUUCUUUAGAGGAGGUUCAUCUAUAGCUUCUGCAGAAGGGGGCCAUCCAGAUAGUUCUAAUUAAACUACAGGCAUAUGUAAGGAGUUACAGGAACACACCUCUGGGACUUAGAGUCAUAUGUUUUCCUCAGUUGCUCCCACAGAGUGCUAGUAAACAUCUUCCAGAUUGUUCAGUUUAUGGUCAAACCAUCUAAUGGAUCAACGUCCUGUUGGAUCUGGACUCAAAACUUAGUUAUCUCAUCACUCAUUGCUUUUCCUCCCUUACAAUUAUUGGUAAAAGUGACUUCCUUCUGACUGGUGUGCCUGGUUCAUUAACUGGGCUCAGGCUGUAUAGGAGCCCAAUCACGACACUUUUCAUUUCAUUUUUUGUAGAGUAGAAGAGCAAGCGUCGAGAGAGACUCCUUGACACCCACUAUUCUGUCAUCUCUACUUGUUGGGGUGUCAACUAUAUGCUCAGUGAAUUGAAAGCCAGAUCUAGAGACAGAAGUUCCUGGAUUCAAAUCUGGCCUCAGACACAAUACACAGCGUUGAUUCUAAGACAGAAGGUGACCCUGGUGGAUAGGAUGGCAUCUGUUGUCAAUGGCACAGGCCCUGUCUUGCUGAUGCUGCUCUCUCUGUGGGUGCUUCCUGGAUACUCUGAAGACCUGGCCUGGCAGGAGUUCAUGAAGCAACACCAUCUGAGCCUAGGCUUGGAUUUCAACCAGCUGAGCUGUGAAGGUCUUAUGGGUGCCAAGGAAUCUCUGAAGGGCAAAGCCUCCCACACUUUCAUCUAUGCUUUUUGGAGCCAGAUAGAAGAUAUAUGCUAUAGGGAUGGGUUAGAUCGAUAUGAGAAUGUGCAGGUAUGGAGCAAGAAACCAUUCAAAAUCCUUACUUGUGAGCAGCUGGAAUCAGGUCAAGGCUAUAGGAGCAUUAGUAGCUAUAGCUAUGUAGAGCUCCACUGUGGCUUGAAUGGAUUCCCUGUGAGCCUAGAGGACAUCAAGGUAAAGAAGAUAAUCUCAAAUUAGGGAGCUGUCUCUAUUUAUGCCCCAAGCUAAUAUUCCCUGACUAAGGGGGCUAUUUGCUACCUGGGACUAUGUUUUCCUGCCCAGCUCAAGGUUGGAACACUGAAUAAGCUUGAUGAAGUUAAUAGUUUAUUUCUCAACAGUGGAGAGAAUCUGAGCCAAGACAUUACCCUGCCCUCUUACCUGUUCCUUCUUCUAUCUCUCCCCCACAUGUCCCACCCCACUCAGUCAUCAAAAACUAAGAAGAUUAAAAGGCAGAGAUAUAGGAAGAGGAAUAUAAAAUACCAAAAGAUCAAAGGUUGAUCCCUCAGGUAUUCAUCAUGGUGUAGGAUAGACUUUUAGAGAGGAAAGGAAUUGUAGCAAGUUCUAAUCAAGUCUCUCUCCUUGGGAGAUAUGAAGGUGGGAGAGUUUAUGAUGGUUUGGGGAAAAGGCAAUUAGAUUAGAAGAAAAUUUUUCUUCAAAUUGGCUCUCCCACUGUUUUCACAAGGUGAUAGUUCUUCCUUUCACUGAAUAAAAUUUUCUUUCACUUCAAGGUUUGAAGAGAUGCAUGUGUUUAUGUAUAAUAAAGUUGUAUGCUUUCAGUCAAGGCUGUGUUGCAUAGAGGAAGGAGCACUGAACUUGUAGUUUGAAUUUGAAUCCCAGAUUUGUCACUUAUCAGCUAUGUGUCUUUGGACAGUCCACUUAAUCCCUCUUGGCCCCAGUUACCUCCUCUCUAAAAUGUGGGGUUGGAGUAGAUGUUUUCAGAUUUUCCCAUCAUCUCUAUUUCUAGAUUCGUCCAACCUGUGUGAACUCAGGCAAGUCACUAACCUAUUUAGAACAUCAUUUCCUCAUGUGUAAAGUAAGAGUUUUGCAUUAGAUAACUUGUAAAAUUCCUUCCAGAUUUCUGCUGAUCAUUCUAUAAUCCUACAAAAGUAGGGGGUGAGACAUGUACAUAGAUAAAUAAUCAGAACCUUAUAAGAGGAGUAUAAAAUACUAUCAGAUACACAAGAGAAAUCAUGCCCAGGUGCAGAAAUCAGAGCAAGUUUCAUAAAGGAGAAGGCAUUUGAACUAGGUUUUAAAGGAUGCAUUAGAUGUCAAUGAAAGGAGAUGUAGGCAUGGGGUGGGUGAGGUAGUAAACAACAUGAACAAAGUUACAGAAGGAGGAAAGUGAGGGGUAUAUUCUGUAGGUAGCAAAAAUAAUACACAUUUAAUUGUGACAUAGAUAAAGGGAAGGUAAAGCAGUGUGAGACAAAGCAGGAAAGGUUAACUAGAAUCAGAAUGGAAGGCCAAGGAGUUUAGGUGUUCAGGAGACAUGGAAGAAUAUAAAAUAGUAUUGAUUGAAUUAACUGGCCACCCUGCAAUGUUCUAUGCUGUUGCAACCUCUCUGCAUCUCUUUCUUUGUCUAUAGAAGGAGAGGGUUAGGCUAGGUAAUAAUUAGUUUCCUGCUAUAAUGGAUGGGGAAAUGGAGCCACCCACUACUACUUUGAGGUUAGAGAGUGAGAGAGAUGGGAGCAAGAAGGUGGAAAGGGGGGAUAUAUUCCUCACUUUCCUCCCCUCACUUUCCCUAGCAAAACCAGCACUGGUUGUCUUCAGAAGUACAGAAUAUAUCCUUUCAGAGACUGGGUUGAAUGUAAAGUUGAGGACUGAAACUGAUUCUUCUUCCUUGAGGAGAAAGUAUAGCUCUCCUCCCCAAGCUUCAGGUCUCUCUCUCUGGAUAUUAUAAGCAGGCACUUGAUCCAAGGAAUAACUAUUUAUUCUAAUGGGACACCCACAAGAUAGGGUAAACAGGAUUGUUGGGUAAGGAAGUGGGAAGUGGGCAAUAGAAGAUCCCUAAGGGAUAACAACUAACCCCCUCCCCAAAUCCUGAAGGGUCAUGCUGCUUGCCUGACCCUCCUAAGUCAGUUGUGAGAGUUGUCUUGACUUUUAUCUACCCUAGUUGUAGUAUGAAGUUCAAGGACAAACUUUAGGGGAUGGAGAGAAAAGUCUUCUUUGGAUGGAUGGCUUUAUAAUAAAAGUCCUAUCCACUCCUUUUCUCAUCAGCUGGAUCCAAGGGGUUUUGAGUUCACAUAGAGAUGGUCAAUGUUCAGAAGGUCCUCUGCCUCAGAGAUUUAUCUUAGACCAACCACCAAAGGUUCCCAAAGAGAAGUGAAGUAACUGCUUUGAAUCUCCUCAGCUUUUCUGUUCCUUUCUGGAAUUCUCUGUCUUCCUUGCACUUCCCCUGCUUGGGUUGCUCUUUUUGCAUGCUGAAUAUGAUUUUCCUCUCUUACACUGCCAAACUUUCAAAAUUAUGUAAGCUGGUCAGAAAUGCAGUAUAGGUACCAUUCUGAGCCUUGAAUAUACAUGCUAGAUUCUAUCUAAGGGUGACAGGGUGACUUUUUUAGUACAUAGUUAUCUUGGGUACAUUCAAGAUGAUCUCUCCUAUUCCAAUUUGACACCUUGGUUCAGCAAUCAAUAAAGUAUAACAAAAACUUGUGACUGACUAGCCUUUCAUCAGAGGUCCAAGGCAUGUAGACUAGACUAUUCAAGGAGUACCCAAAGACCUGCCAUUUUCAACAUUCUUCAAGAGAACAUGUUCAUUUUCAUGGCAUUCAUUCAUUAAGAUUCUCCACUAUAAGGCCAACUAAUUUUAAUGUUUCAUUGAAGCUUUAAGGUGACUUUGAGGUCCCCAAAUCUAGAAAGUGCCCACCACUGAUGAUCAUAAAAUAAAGACUCUAAGAAAACUUGUCCAAGGUACUUUACAGGGGAUUUUUGUCUUAGGUAAAGCUUAGAAUUAUUGGUUGAUUCCUAUUAUACCUGUCAGUUUUAGCAUUCUUUAUUUUUGUUUUUGUUAUUAACCACUUCAAUGAUCAAAUCAUAUUGCUGUUGGCAAAAGUUCAGGUAAUUCUGUAUUGUUCAGUGUGAACAUAAACAAACAUUUUCCUAAGAAAACUAAUGAAACAGAUUAAAUUUGUCUUUGUCA
Monodelphis domestica (gray short-tailed opossum) is the source of this 6595-nucleotide messenger RNA. RefSeq names its product epididymal protein 3B (gene EDDM3B). The record is from RefSeq and is a predicted model, not a curated record. Lineage: Eukaryota; Metazoa; Chordata; Mammalia; Didelphimorphia; Didelphidae.